This is a messenger RNA of Scleropages formosus (Asian bonytongue), 1224 nucleotides long. RefSeq names its product serine/threonine-protein kinase NIM1-like. Bases 1 to 1224 code for a protein of 407 amino acids. The transcript has 3 exons. Gene Ontology annotation, molecular function: tau-protein kinase activity; ATP binding. NCBI's taxonomy places the organism in Eukaryota, Metazoa, Chordata, Actinopteri, Osteoglossiformes, Osteoglossidae. Gene Ontology annotation, biological process: protein phosphorylation; intracellular signal transduction; microtubule cytoskeleton organization. The record is from RefSeq and is a predicted model, not a curated record. Gene Ontology annotation, cellular component: cytoplasm.
AUGAAUCCAAUUACAGCUGAGACACCAAUAUCCAAACGCACACCCUUAGAAAGAGCCACCUAUGACAUGUCCCGCAAUGAGAGGGUGGUCAACGACAUGUUACUGGAACAUCAAGUUGCCCUCUACGAGCUCCGUGGAGUGAUAGGCACUGGGAACUUUUCACAGGUGAAACUGGGGAUUCAUGCCUUAACCAAAGAGAGAGUUGCAGUCAAGAUACUCGACAAGACCCGUCUGGACAAGAAGUCCAAGAGCCUGUUUGCAUCUGAGAUUGGCUGCAUGGAGAAGCUCUCCCACCCCAAUAUUGUGCGGCUGUACGAGGUGCUGGAGACCACAAAGCGGCUGUACCUUGUGAUGGAAUAUGGCAGCGGGGGGGAUCUCCACUCCCGUAUUACCACUAGAGGACGUCUCUCUAACAUGGAGUGUAAGCUCACCUUUGGCCAGAUCCUCGCUGCUGUAAAGUACAUGCAUGAAAGCAAUAUUGUCCACAGAGACCUGAAGGCAGAGAAUAUCUUCUACACCACUAGCUACUGCAUUAAAGUGGGUGACUUUGGCUUCAGUACAGUGAGUGCAGUAGAUGAGGUCCUCAACAGCUUCUGUGGCUCCCCUCCGUAUGCAGCGCCAGAGCUCUUCAAGGAGAAGGGCUAUGUGGGUUGCUAUGCUGACAUCUGGGCAUUGGGGGUCCUGUUGUACUUCAUGGCAACAGGUCUCAUGCCAUUCCAUGCAGAUAACUUGGGACGCCUGAAGCGGUGCAUCCUUCAGGGCUCGUAUUCUAUCCCCUCCCACGUGCCAGAGGCCUGCCAGUUUGUCAUUCGUGGUGUAUUGAAAGCUGUGCCUGUCGACCGCUCUUCCAUUGUUCAAAUGAUGGCCAGCCCAUGGCUGAAAGGUAUCACAUACCCACAACCUUAUCCUAUCUGCCAAAUGACAUCAGCUCACCUGGUGGAGCCAUCACGGGUUCUAGGGCCAGAGGAGCAGGAGGUGAAAUCCAUCCUCUUGAGCCUGGGGAUCACUGAUGCUCAUCUACAGAACAAUAGCUGUGCGGGCUCUCACAGCCCCAUCACGGGAACCUACCGCAUCAUCCUGCACCAAGUCCAGAAGAAUCAAUCUGUAGAGGAUGCUGGCUACUUGGCCAUGUGUCCUAGGAACUUCAAGACACACAGCAGCUAUUCUAACACUACAGCUGCGGUUGUAAAGCAAAGGCCCUCGGCUGUGUGCUCAGUUCUUUAG